Molecule: messenger RNA, 1369 nt
Organism: Beta vulgaris subsp. vulgaris (sugar beet)
Lineage: Eukaryota; Viridiplantae; Streptophyta; Magnoliopsida; Caryophyllales; Amaranthaceae
Product: BURP domain-containing protein 5
Exons: 5
Coding region: 57-1058 (333 amino acids)
Source: RefSeq, a predicted model, not a curated record
CUACAACUUCUCUCUUUCUCUUUCAUUUUUUUUCUUUCAGUUCAUAGAAAUCUUUAAUGGCAGCCAUGGAUAAUCACUGCAUCUUCCUGCUCAUCAUCUUCGCCGUCUCGCUUCAACUAGUUGCUGCUGAUGUCGCUACUACAACUUCUCCAAGUGCAAAAGCUUACUGGAAUAUGAAAUUUCCAGGAGUAUCAAUGCCACCAAUUCUGGAGUAUAUGAUGCCAAAACCAUCAGGAUUUGAUUACCAACAAGGCAAAGCCAGCUUCAUCAGGGACAAGACCAUGGCCCUCUACAAUUGGUAUAGCUAUGAUGUGAAAACAUCUGGAACACAACUUAAAAACAAGAUGUUUACCUCCAUGUUCAUCCGCGAAGAUGACCUACUAAAACCAGGCACCAUUCAUGAACUGCAAUACUUAGGUCAAUCCGACCUCGGACCAUCCUUCAUGACAAGAGAUGAAGUCCAGAAAUUACCAUUCACUUCAUCAAACUUACCACAAAUACUUUCAACUUUUGGCAUUAACACCGCCUCCAAAGAAGCAAAAUUGAUGCAGUCCACUUUGACUCGUUGUGAAGAUCCUCUCAAAUUUGGUCACCAUACAUGUGCUCCUUCUUUAGAAGAUAUGGUUGAUUUUGUUUCUUCAGAGUUCCAUCCCUCAAAUCCAAGUGAAGAUCUUAAAGUUCUUGGUGUUACAGUCACCCCUCCCAUGCAAGUUAACCAAAGGUACCUCAUAACCGGAGUAGAGAAAGUUGUUGAGAUUGGGAACCCUACAAUAGCUUGUCACAAGGCUGCAUUCCCUUACGGAGCAUUUAUGUGCCACCGUAUGGAGGGGGCUAGGGCUUAUCGCGUUGAACUCCAAAGCCUUGACAACAACAAUCUGAAGGUGGAUACAGCUCUUGUAGGUUGUCACCAUGACACUGACAAAUGGAGUCCUUCCUAUGCCGCUUUUAAGCUCCUUGAUCUCAAGCCUGGACAGCCUAUCUGUCAUUUCUUGCUUGCAGACAAUCUUAUCUUCAUAAAAAAGGUUGAUGAUAUAAAGAUGGUUGUAUCGUCAGAAUAGCAUAUAUAGCUCAUGAUUUUUCACAUAUAUGAAUUUAUGUUUGUGAAAACUGGUUGUAUAAUUGACUAAGUAUGUAUCAAGUUGUACGAGUUGGUGAUGAGUGUAUCGUCGUCUAAAAUGUAAUUUCAAGAACCAUCAAGGCUCAAGGUAUUGCCUUGGCCAAGCUAAAUCAGUUAAUAAAACUCUCAUCCCAUGCUUUCUCUUGUUAGAAAGCUGAUAUUAUAGCAAAAUAAAUUCCCUUACUUCAAAUUAAGUACUACUAGUUUCUUGUUUCUAUGUAAUAUUAUGCUCCAAGAUAUUAAGGAUCAAUU